GUUGACCUGAGUGAGUCCCUGGUUCGCCCCCUCUCUGCUCGCUAUAUAGCAGCUUGGAGAACUGACCAAGAACCUUUCUAGUGCGUGCUCCCGUGAUGUGCCCAGUCCGACGGGAAACGGGACUAACUUCAUUGUGAGCGUCAUUUGACUAACACAGGGGCCGCGCUAACAUUAGAGUCCGCAGACAGACUGCAAUGGUCGGGUGCCACGUCACUGCGCUACUGUUGCUGGUGGUGUAUGCCGUCACGGUACAAGCCUUCUUCUUGGUCCCAGAUUCCAGCCACUGGCAACCCAAUAAGAUGACCUACAUCUACGAACAGUUAGAGAGGAAGCGGGAAAAAGCGCAAGACAGGGCAGCGGCGGCGGCAGCAGCAGCAGUAGCAGCGGCAGAGGAGGCUGCAGCAGCACAGGAACUGGCCAGAAAACAACAGUCAGCAGGAGGAAAAUCUAGGGUGCUGGCGUUCUACCCAUGGAGGGGGAAGCGAAAUGGCGACACACCGAGUUCCGUCUAUAUGACCUUAGGAAGGCAGCAUGUUGGCGAUACUGAAGAUUAUUACCGUCCACUUACAGCAGUGUAACGUACAAAUAUUGACUGGGCAGUGAACCACCACCCGCUUUCGCUCUGAGAACCUUUGUUUUUGUUCAAAUGGAAAAUAAAAUUGUCUGAGGGUA
Haliotis rubra (blacklip abalone) is the source of this 672-nucleotide messenger RNA. RefSeq lists its product as uncharacterized. NCBI's taxonomy places the organism in Eukaryota, Metazoa, Mollusca, Gastropoda, Lepetellida, Haliotidae. The transcript is spliced from 2 exons. The record is from RefSeq and is a predicted model, not a curated record. Bases 195 to 578 code for a protein of 127 amino acids.